GCAACUAUUUGCCAGGAAAAUACGUUUUGAAUUGACUAAUUCAGGUUACAGCUUAACUUUAACUUUUUCGGAUAGACGCGGCCAUUUCUUCGUUCCGUCUCAAAACAAUGUCCGACUAGAAACAAGUCGCGUGUGGCUUUACCUACAGAAUAACUGAAACACUGUGUAAACAUAACGGAGCUGUUAAAAUUCUGCUCCGUAAAUUGGAUACAAAUCUCGAAAAUCCACACAUUUGCAUAUAUUUUUCGAAAGUAUCAAGGAUAAUCCCACCAAAGACUGUUUCGAACCACUUUGAUACAACUCUGUGGUUGUCUUCAAGCAUGGUGGACGUGCCACUAUCAGUGAAAGCCAUCACUUUGGAUCUGCUAAGAGAUGCCAGAGAGACAGUGAGGACCAGUCCUUUGGGAGUCAUCAACACUCCUAUGAUCCCAUGGUGCCAAACAACACUACCGCUCAACAUCCCCUGUAACAUCCACAUCAAACUGGAGAACAUGCAGAGAACUGGUUCGUUUAAGAUAAGAGGAGUGGCCAACCAGUUUGCCAGGAGACCAAAAGGAGCCCAUUUUGUCACCAUGUCUGCAGGGAACUAUGGGAAGUCUUUUGCGUAUGCCUCUAAACACUACGGCUCCAAGGGGAAAGUGGUGAUGCCAGAGACAGCCCCUGUAUCCAGAUCUACACUCAUACAAAAUUUUGGAUGUGAGGUGGAACGGGUGCCUACAACCUGUCUGAUGAACGUGGUGAAUCGUUGUGUCCAGGAGGAAAACAUGACGUUCCUCCACUCAUAUGACGACCUGGACCUGAUUGCAGGACAUGCCAGUCUAGGUUUUGAAGUACUGGAGGUGAUGCCCCAGCCUGAUGUAGUGGUGGUGUGCUGUGGAGGAGGAGGUCUACUGGCUGGGGUGGCUGCUGCCAUCAAAUUGGCCGGCUGCGAGAAGACAAGGAUCUAUGGGGUAGAGCCAGAAGGAGCCUGCACCAUGUACACAAGUUUCAUCGAGAAGAAGCCUGUAGGCAUGGACACCAAGAGCAUCGCGUCAGGACUGGCUCCACCUUUCGCAGGAACCCUGCCCUACGAGCUGUGCCAGCGCUACGUUGAGGAGAUCGUACUGGUGAGCGAUGAGGAGAUCAAGGCUGCCGUGUCGACCCUGUACAGGGCGGGGCUCCUGGUGGAACCGUCAGGGUCCGCGGCAUUCGCAGCCAUCGCUAACGACAGAAUCCCUGACAUUGCCGGGAGGAACGUGGUGGUCAUCCUCAGUGGAGGAAACAUCGGCAAAGACGAGCUCACUAACUUCCCUGAUUGAAUAUCUAGUUAUUUACUUACUUAGGAAUUGUUCUACUCAUGAAGCAUAGGCCACAAACAACAGUUUUCCAGUGUAUUUAGUCCCGGGUGAUUUGUUCAAGUUCUCCUCAUGCGUUUCCCCAUUGAAUAUUCACAAAGUUAUUAUAACAGUGACUACUACAGAGAAUAAAGAAUGAUUAUUCCAACCA
This is a messenger RNA of Oncorhynchus gorbuscha (pink salmon), 1485 nucleotides long. RefSeq names its product serine racemase (gene srr). Lineage: Eukaryota; Metazoa; Chordata; Actinopteri; Salmoniformes; Salmonidae. The transcript has 7 exons. The coding region runs from base 321 to 1298 and encodes 325 amino acids. Gene Ontology annotation, molecular function: threonine deaminase activity; pyridoxal phosphate binding; L-serine ammonia-lyase activity. The record is from RefSeq and is a predicted model, not a curated record. Gene Ontology annotation, biological process: L-threonine catabolic process; L-serine catabolic process.